Molecule: messenger RNA, 1569 nt
Organism: Gracilinanus agilis (Agile Gracile Mouse Opossum)
Lineage: Eukaryota; Metazoa; Chordata; Mammalia; Didelphimorphia; Didelphidae
Gene: LIX1
Product: limb and CNS expressed 1
Exons: 6
Coding region: 1-849 (282 amino acids)
Biological process (GO): autophagosome maturation
Cellular component (GO): cytoplasm
Source: RefSeq, a predicted model, not a curated record
AUGGAUAGAACCUUGGAAUCCCUGAAACACAUCAUUACCCAAGUCCUGCCUCACAGAGACCCAGAUCUUGUAUUUAAAGACUUGAAUGUUGUGUCAAUGUUGCAGGAAUUUUGGGAAAGCAAACAGCAACAGAAGGCUGUGUUCCCAAGUGAAGGUUUGGUGGUAUAUGAGUCAUUGCCAUCUCCUGGGCCCCCAUUUGUAAGUUAUGUUACCCUCCCUGGAGGAAGCUGUUUUGGUAACUUCCAGUGCUGUUUAAGCAGAGCAGAGGCAAGACGGGAUGCAGCCAAGGUGGCCCUGAUCAAUUCUCUCUUCAAUGAACUGCCCUCUCGAAGAAUCACUAAGGAGUUCAUUAUAGAAAGCGUUCAGGAAGCCAUUGCCUCUACCAGUGGCACUAUAAAUGAUGCUGAUGACCCAAGCACCAGUAUAGGAGCCUACCACUAUAUGCUGGAGUCAAACAUGGGGAAAACUAUGUUGGAAUUUCAGGAGCUGAUGAUUGUUUUCCAGCUACUGCAUUGGAAUGGAAGCCUGAAAGCCCUUCGGGAAACCAAGUGUUCCCGACAGGAGGUGAUUUCCUACUACUCCCAGUAUUCUUUAGAUGAAAGGAUGAGGAGUCACAUGGCCCUGGACUGGAUCAUGAAGGAACAAGAUUCACCAGGAAUUGUCUCUCAAGAGCUGCAGAUGGCCCUGAGGGAGUUGGAGGAAGCCAGAAGAGGGGGUCAAGAGCUUCGGUUUUACAAAGAAAAGAAAGAAAUCCUGAGUUUAGCCCUAGCUCAGCUCUACAGUGACCAAAAUACCUCUUCACCUAGGGAUGAUCAGAUGAGUCUGGCUGCUUUAUGUGGCUACCACUAGCUGAAACCAGAACUCCAAUGGACCCAUCAGGUGCUGAACUAGAAAAUGCUAAUGCUUUGUUUUUUUGAUGGACCAUGUAAGUUGGUCACUUACAUUUACAAUUUUAGAGAAAUGUAGCUGCUAAUUGAAGUUUCACUCCAUUUUCACACCAAUCUAGCCUGACCCUAGCCCUAUCAUAUAAUAUGGAAUCUUAAAGUUGAAAAGGACCUCAGGGAUCAUCUAAUCCACUCUUCCAACCAAUGAAAGAAUCUUUUCUCACAGACUAUCUAGGCCUAAAUUGGGAGGACGGGGUAGGAAAAAUAACAAGUACUAUAUUUUUUCUCAUAUGUUCCUCACAAUAAACCUGUGAGAAGAUGCCAUUAAUAUUCAUUUUUUUGCUAAUUAGUAAACUGGGACUGAGAGAGAUUAUAUAUGGCUCUCCAAAAUCACAGAGUUAACAAGUGCUGCCCAACUUCAACUCCCAGUCUUUCCAUUAUGCCAUCUAGUUGCCUCAUAGAUGAGGAGAGAAAAAGAUAAUUUGAAAGAUAUUUUCAUGAGUCAUUGAAACCUUACAGAAUAGAUCCUCAAGAUCGAGUAAGCCUGACAUAGGCUUUGAUGAGCUACAAUACAGGGUUGUCUAAACUAAGAAACAAAUUUCAGCCCUAGAAGAUUGUAUUGAUAAACUUCACAAAAAAUCUGGUGACCAAGUUCCUCAAAGAAUAAUCAGCUAGUAACAUGUUA